Molecule: messenger RNA, 966 nt
Organism: Rangifer tarandus platyrhynchus (Svalbard reindeer)
Lineage: Eukaryota; Metazoa; Chordata; Mammalia; Artiodactyla; Cervidae
Source: the annotation of a GenBank genome assembly
AUGGUGGUUCCCGCGACUCCCCCCUUGCUGGGGGCGCCCUGCCUCCGGGUCCUGGCCUCCCUGUUGAUUCUGGCUGCUCCAGGGCCCCCAGCCUGCGGGAAGCGCCUGCAGCUGAACCGGAUCGUGGGGGGCGAGGACAGCUCAGAUGCCGAGUGGCCCUGGGUCGUGAGCAUCCAGAAGAAUGGCACUCACCACUGCGCGGGCUCCCUGCUCACCAGCCACUGGGUGCUCACGGCCGCCCACUGCUUCAAGGAUAAUCUGGACAAACCAACCCAGUUCUCUGUGCUGCUGGGGGCCUGGCAGCUGAGGAACCCUGGCCCGAGGUCCCAGGAGGUGGGUAUCGCCUGGGCGCAGCCCCACCCUGUGUAUUCCUGGAAGGAGGGCUCCCGUGCUGACAUCGCCCUGGUGCGCCUGGAGCACGCCAUCCAGUUUUCUGAGCGCGUCCUGCCCAUCUGCCUGCCUGACUCCACCGUCCAGCUCUCUUCGGACACCAACUGCUGGAUUGCUGGCUGGGGGAGCAUCCACGAUGGAGUGCCCCUGCCCCACCCUCAGACCCUCCAGAAGCUGAAGGUCCCCAUCAUCGACUCGGCCACCUGCGGCCGCCUGUACUGGCGGGGAGCCGGGCAGGGCGCCAUCACCGAGGACAUGCUGUGUGCUGGCUACCUGGAGGGGGCGCGUGACGCCUGUCUGGGCGACUCCGGAGGCCCCUUGAUGUGCCAGGUCGAGGGCACCUGGCUGCUGGCGGGCGUCAUCAGCUGGGGCGAGGGCUGUGCGGAGCGCAACCGGCCUGGGGUCUACAUCAGUCUGGCCGCCCAUCGCUCCUGGGUGCAGAGGAUCGUGCAGGGGACCUCACGUGACAACACCAGGCAGAUUGGCAGUGAGCUAGUGAGUAAGAGCAAAACCAGGGCACGGGGGAGGACGGUGUGUGUCAUUGUGGGGGCCAAGUUCAUCUGCAUCACCUCUUGA